Messenger RNA from Staurois parvus, 261 nucleotides. The record is from the annotation of a GenBank genome assembly. NCBI's taxonomy places the organism in Eukaryota, Metazoa, Chordata, Amphibia, Anura, Ranidae.
CAGGGGCGGAUUGACCAUUUGGAAACUCGGGCACUGCCCGAGGGCCCGGGGUCAGUAGGGGGCCCCAUGAGAUGCCCCUGGUACCUUUUUCAUAGGCUUUUUUGAAUUUGGGCAAGGACACAGGGGCCCCAUGAUCCCCUAUUGCCCGGGGGCCCCAUGAGUUGUCAGUCCGCCCCUGACUAGUGCCCAGCAGUGCCCCCCAUCAAUGCCACUCAUCAGUGCUGCCUAUCAGUGCCCAGCAGUGCUGCUCAUCAGUGCCCA